UGCAAUGUUCAUUGCUCGUAAACAUUUUUUUCAUACGACAAGACGCCUACCUAAUGGUUUUUAAAGCAGCUAAUCAAACUUGAAAUAUAAUGUCAUGUAUGAGUGAUUUCGCAACAUUAGGUAAUCAAUUAGUCAAAGGAAAAACUAACAAUUGAAUCAGAAAAGGAGUUGGUGGAUAUAUGUAGCAGAUUCAGUUGUCAUAUGACGGGCAUUAUGAGAGGAUCAUCUCUUCAAGUCUUUACUCUUUUGCUGAUUAUCAGUGUGUGUUUGGGCGUUUGGGACUGCCCGAAAAAAAUCGAUGAAAAAUUAAAACAAUGUGGAGUAGUGAUGGUGACAUGGACUGACUGGUUCAGCAGAGACGACCCGAUGGAUGGAGUUGAAAAUGAAGACCUUGCUGGUCAAGUUAAGAAUAUGUCACUAAUGUGUCAGACUUCCAGACUAGGGGCCCAGUGUAGAGUCAAAAAUACUGACAAUUAUGUUGUCAGUGGGGCGGAUACAUUCGGAGAAGUAAAACUAAAGUUUCCAUGGCUGUGCGUUCCAGACAGAGGUCUAAGAUGUCUGAACAGUGAGCAAGAUCCUGGUGUAACAUGUCCAGAUUUUGAAAUUCGUUAUCUUUGCCCGGACAGAUUGCCAUAUACUGGAUCGAUGAGCAGUAGACAAGAUGAUUAAGUACUUGAGUUGUAUUACUUUUGUUUUUGUUUGAGCGUGCAAUAAAGUUUCUUACGAUGUUA
Owenia fusiformis is the source of this 731-nucleotide messenger RNA. Lineage: Eukaryota; Metazoa; Annelida; Polychaeta; Sabellida; Oweniidae. The record is from the annotation of a GenBank genome assembly.